Bombus pyrosoma is the source of this 1305-nucleotide messenger RNA. Its product is annotated as prostaglandin reductase 1-like. The transcript has 4 exons. Gene Ontology annotation, biological process: prostaglandin metabolic process. Gene Ontology annotation, molecular function: 15-oxoprostaglandin 13-reductase [NAD(P)+] activity; 2-alkenal reductase [NAD(P)H] activity. The record is from RefSeq and is a predicted model, not a curated record. Gene Ontology annotation, cellular component: cytoplasm. Bases 209 to 1228 code for a protein of 339 amino acids. NCBI's taxonomy places the organism in Eukaryota, Metazoa, Arthropoda, Insecta, Hymenoptera, Apidae.
AGAAAAUAAUCAUCGCGAUGAGAAUAGUCUGUUAGUCAGUUCACAUAAAGUGAUCUGUCGAUUAUAUACCAUUUAUUUUAUUGAUUUAGGUAGUUUAUGUUCGAGUGGUUAUUUUAACGACUAUAAUUCCAAACAAUAUUGUGCAAAUUAUUAAAAGUUAAAACUAUUGCGAAGUCAUUGUUCUACUGCCUGUGAAUAUUUAUGAAAAAUGGUAAAGACAAGAAGAUUCAUUGUAGCAAAACAUUUUCAAAAGAAUCCAGAGCCAUCAGAUUUGCAAUUGAUCGAAGAAGAAUUACCUUCUCUUCAUAAUGGAGAGUACCUUGUCGAAGCAGAGUAUCUCUCUGUGGAUCCUUACAUGCGAGUUUAUAUUCAGAGAUAUCCAGUGGGUGCAACAAUGAUUGGUGCACAAGUAGCUAAAAUCAUUGAAUCAAAGAAUCCAGAUUUCCCAGUAGGAAGACGAAUUGUUGGUUAUUUGGGAUGGAGAACACAUACAAUUAUAAAUCCACAUCGUUCAUCUGAAUAUGAACUCUUAAAUCAAAGACCAACACUGGUACCUGAUAUUGGAGAUUUAUCACCAUCACUGCAUCUAGGAAUUUUAGGAAUGCCAGGAGCCACAGCAUAUUUUGGUCUUCUAGAAAUUUGUAAGCCAAAACAAGGCGAGGUUCUUGUUGUGAGUGGAGCAGCAGGAGCUGUUGGUUCCCAUGUUGGUCAAAUAGGAAAACAUGUUUUUGGACUUACUGUCAUUGGUAUUGCUGGUUCAGAUGAGAAGUGUAAAUGGCUUGUAGAAGAACUUGGUUUUGAUCAUGCUAUUAAUUACAAAAAAGGAGAUGUUGAAGUUGCUUUAAGGAAAGCUGUGCCAAAAGGAAUCGACUGCUAUUUUGAUAAUGUGGGAGGAGAUAUUUCCAGUAUUGUUAUAUACCAAAUGAAACCCUUUGGUCGCGUAGCUGUAUGUGGAUCUAUAUCUUCGUACAACGCAGAUUCAUCAUCGCUACCAAAAUCGACGAUUCUUCAACCGUCGUUUGUGUUCAAUCAAUUAAAGAUGGAAGGUUUCGUAGUGACUCGUUGGAAUAAUCGUUUUUCAGAAGCCACACAAAAGAAUCUUCAAUGGAUACACGAAGGGAAGCUUCGCUAUCGUGAAACAAUUACAAAAGGUUUUGAUAACAUGUUUGAUGCAUUUGUUGGCAUGUUACAAGGAAAGAGCGUUGGCAAAGCUGUUGUUCAAGUUUGAAGGCAUAGAAAAGAAUAUUGUAAUUUGUUUAAAACUACUUGUAUAGCUCUUUAAAAUACAUAUAUUUUUUGUCCUAA